Messenger RNA from Fonsecaea erecta, 2091 nucleotides. RefSeq lists its product as hypothetical. The coding region runs from base 1 to 2091 and encodes 696 amino acids. Gene Ontology annotation, molecular function: protein binding. The record is from RefSeq and is a predicted model, not a curated record. The transcript has a single exon. NCBI's taxonomy places the organism in Eukaryota, Fungi, Ascomycota, Eurotiomycetes, Chaetothyriales, Herpotrichiellaceae.
AUGAGCUCCCCCCAACAACCAAGGAGAGGCGCGAGAGUGCGGAAGCAAACUGCAAAAGGUCAGGCCUACUCACUUUCCCUUGCGCAAAAUGCUCUUCCUCAAGCCCAAGCACCCACCGUGACCAAUGCUUCUGCAAACAAUACUAUUAAUGGCUCUAGUUCUGGACAAGGCAAUGCUGAUGGGGGCCUUCGGAGAUCAAAAAGGACCCGAAGGACACCCUCCACGACUGUGAUACCUAACAAAAAGCGCCGAGUCUCUCAACCUGGGUCGACGGUUGAAGGGUUCAUGAUCAAACUAUACGCUGAAAUCCAUCGUGCAGCUACAGUCAAGACGGUCGGACAAUGGGAGCGCUAUUGGACACGGCACUUGCUCCGACAAGCCCGGACCUUGCGCUUUUUUGACCUCGUUACGAAAAGCACUCGUCGAACGUUGAUUACAAGGCUAGAUAAGUUUGAAAGCAACGACCCCAAGGAGAAGAGAAUUGCAGACCUUGCAAAAGACGACGUCGGCAUUGACCAUGCUCAAAGAUUGACAGAAUUCUGUGACGCACCGAAUCUCCUUCUCCUGACCAUUUGUGCACACUCUAAAAGCUUUCGCGAGGCAAUCAUUCGCAGCGACGUCGAGAGCAGAGCACAGGGCGUGCCUGAAUGGGGUCAAAUCUACCCCAAGAUCAAAGAGUGCGCGUCAAGCCUAGAACUCUUCGCCAGAACGUACAAGUUUGAUUGGACAGACGCCCUCGUGAACUUCGACGCCGACUUUGAAGUUCUUCUUAUAACUGUAUAUAAGGAUUGUCCAGACACCCGUGGCAAGAGUGGCGCCAACUUUGGAAUUGGCGACGACGACCUGCGAGAAACUCACCAGAUCGGCGAUGAAGAUAAGCACCGAAUUCAUCAUCACUGGGUUUUGCCCGUUGAGGAUGGGGAACCAGCCGCCUGGCCAUCAGUCGAAUGCACCAUCACUCAGGACCUCACCAAGGCGGGAUAUGUGCACGGCGAGAACGCCAUCGCAGGCAUCCCCGAACAAGGAAAUCACCUUGAAGUCAACCGGGCGGCGAUGUUCCCGUUGAAGGAGAAACGAUGGCUCCAACAAUUCAACAUUGACCAAUCGAUCGUCCUUGCAGACUACGACUGGCAGGCACUCGCGCCAAAGAUGGUUUCCUUCGACGGGAGCGACUACGCCGACCCAGCCUUCUGCGGGUUUCCCAACAAUCCCUGUAAAGUGUGUGGAGCUGUAGAAUUGGCACCCUUCAGCUCCAGCGCUACUGUUGUCACCGGUGCAGGAAAGAAGCAGUAUAACCAGGCAGGCCUGGCUUGCCAAUGCAGGUUCGCCGAUCUCUGCAAGAAGUACAACAAGCCCCCGCAGAACAACCACCGGGACAUCCUAGUUGAAUUGUACACCACGGCUGAUAGGGGUCGAGGAGUGCGCGCGCUCCAAACGAUCCGCCCGGGCACCUACCUGGGCGAGUACCUGGGCGAGAUCACUGCGGUUGAGGCGGACGCCGAGGAUGUCCCGGGCUCGAUGGUCAACCACCGGUACGGCCUGCAGACGUAUCACAUGCAGCUCGACGUCGCACGGGCGGCAGACUAUGUGGUCUCAGUAAGGACGACGACGACCACCAGGCCGAAGCCGAAGGGAUCGCCGGCCACGGGAAAGGCGAAAUCCACCACAUCAACCACUCCAACCGCGGACGCCGAACUCCGGCCACAGUACGCGCUCGACGCGGCGCACCGGGGCGGGUGGACGCGGUACGUCAACCAUUCGUGCGCGGCCAACACGGAGUACAGACUGGUGAACCUCGGGCAGCACACACACGUCGUGGUCCGAGCGCGGCGCAAGAUCGCCUUCGGCGAGGAGAUUACGGUCAACUACGGCGGGGGAUACUUUGCGAACCUGGGCAUCGCGUGUCGGUGCGGCGCCGCCAGAUGUAAGUACAAGAACGUCGUUGCCCACACACAGGGUCCGACUCCGAGCGGGGACGAGAGCAAGAGCGAGAGUAAGAUUGAGAGUGAGUUGAGUGCAGAAGCGAGUGCGAGUGCGAGUGUCGACGGUGCUGGUGAUGGUGGAGGAGCUGACGAGGCUGAAGAUGAAUAG